Messenger RNA from Sander lucioperca (pikeperch), 4443 nucleotides. It is a transcript of the gene enah, whose product is annotated as ENAH actin regulator. The record is from RefSeq and is a predicted model, not a curated record. Lineage: Eukaryota; Metazoa; Chordata; Actinopteri; Perciformes; Percidae. Gene Ontology annotation, molecular function: SH3 domain binding; profilin binding. Gene Ontology annotation, biological process: actin polymerization-dependent cell motility; axon guidance; actin polymerization or depolymerization. The coding region runs from base 664 to 3060 and encodes 798 amino acids. The transcript has 14 exons.
AGCGCGUGGAGAGUCGCACAGAUGAAAGCAGAGCGAGGAUCUGGGAGGGAGGAAGGGAGGCAGCCACAGGCAGAUGAAAGCGGGAGAGAUCAAGUGGGAGACAAAAGGUAUGAGAUAGAUGUAGCAGAGGGAGCCAGGCGAGAGAAACAACAGUGACAGAGAGCAAUAGGACAGAAGGACUGAGCUGAGCUGUGCCGUGCUGGGCUGCGUAACACCACCGCCGUCAUUUCCCCCCUAACAGCCUCCGCCACGGAGCCCAGAGAGCGCACGAGUGGGCUGUGCAGAAGCAGGAGCCUGUUGCCUGGAUACCUCUGCUGUCGCCACGGCGGCAAAACGCCAGGAUUGAACGGUGCGUGUGUUUUCUGGCUGGUGCUGCUGCCAUGGGAAAAACACAGCUGGCUGACUGUCUGCAUGGCUCCAUCGCUGGCUGGCUGACUCGCUGACAUCGCACGUAUGAAUAAGGAAGGAAUCUCCCUGAUACGGGGGCUUUGAGCAGAGGAGGUGGGAGGCUGGGGGUGGGACUGGCACUCUGCUUUGGAUGAUGAAGAAAGCUGUUUGGUAGAGAGGGAGAGGAAGCAGAGAUUACCUUGGCGACCGAGUGAAAGAGAGGAAGCUAGGGGAGGCGAGACCCUGAGACGGGGGGGAGGGGAGAGGAGUGGGGCCAUGCAGAUCCAGUCCUCUGGAUCACAGUCCAAAGCUUCUAGCUUCAUCCUCAGUCAGAGAUGUGUGCUGGCCUCCAAAAUGGAAACCCACCGUGAACAGAGUAUCUGCCAGGCGCGUGCCGCUGUCAUGGUGUACGACGACGCCAAUAAGAAGUGGGUCCCAGCUGGAGGGUCUACGGGCUUCAGCAGGGUCCACAUCUACCACCAUACGGGCAACAACGCCUUCCGCGUAGUGGGACGCAAGAUCCAGGAUCACCAGGUGGUAAUAAACUGUGCCAUUCCCAAGGGGCUGAAGUACAACCAGGCCACGCAGACCUUCCACCAGUGGCGGGACGCCCGGCAGGUCUAUGGCCUGAACUUCGGCAGCAAGGAGGACGCCAACGUGUUUGCCAGUGCCAUGAUGCACGCCCUGGAGGUGCUCAACUCCCAGGACUCAGGCCCCACAUUGCCCAGACAGGGCCCCCAGGUUCAGAAUGGCCCCACGCCAGAAGAGAUGGAGCUGCAGAGAAGGCAGCUUCAGGAGCUGCAGAGGCAGAAGGAGAUGGAGCGGGAGCAUCAGGAGCGAGAGCGUCAGGAGAAGGAGCGCCUGGAGCGAGAGAUGCUGGAGCGCGAGCGUCAGGAGCGUGAACGUCAGGAACAGGAACGUCAGGAGCGUGAGGCGCAGGCUGAGCGGGAGCGCCUGGAGCAGCAGGAGCGCAGCGAGCGGGAGCUGCUGGAGAAGGCUGACAGGGAGCAGCAGGAGCAGUUGGACAGAGAGCAGCAGGACUGGGAGAGAGGGAGACGCAUCUCCAACGCCGCCUUCGAAAGCACCCUGUACACUCCCACGCCUCAGGAGUACAGCAGGACGUCCUCCACACCUGUAUCCCCAUCCAUGCCUACCUACCCAGCCCCCGGGACGCCCUCACCCUCCUCCACCACGCCGCCAACCCCGCCUCUAAGGCAUUCGGCCUCCAGAUUCGCCACCUCUCUUGGUUCUGCCUUCCACCCAGUCCUGCCUCACUACGCCACUGUCCCGAGGCGACAGCAAGCCUUCCCCCAAGCCCCGCCUACUGCUCUGGCCCCCGCCCCUGCCCCACCUCCUCCACCCAAGUCUGUGGUGUGGUCAGCGAGCAACUUCACUCCCCUGCCCCCCUCACCCCCUGUCAUGAUAAGCAGUCCCCCAGGGAAGGCUGCUGGUCCGCGGCCGCUCAUCCCCAUUGCAGCACCUUCCCCUCUCACCCAGAAGCCCCCCUCUCCGGCCCCCAACGGCCCACCCAUGUUCCCUGCACCUUCUCCCGUGACCAUCUUGCACAGCCACACCCCUAUCGGCAACGCCUGCCCCACCCCGCCUCCCCCACCUACCCCGCCCCCUCUCCCCUCCCCCAAAGCUCCCCCUCCGUCUUCCUCCUUCGUCUCGUCUUUCCCCUCCUCAUCCCAGGCUCCUGGUGUGCCCUCUCCCUCCACAGCGCCCCCUGCUGCUGCUGCUGCCGCCGCCUCUGCCUCUACUGAGCACCUCUCCCUCCACGUGGGCCUGGGCCUGUCGGGGCCGGGGGAGCCGGACACAGCUACAGGCCCAGAGGGGGGCUCCUCCUGUCAACCCCCGCCCCAGGACUUGGUGCAGACCCCAGGGUUGACCACCCCCACCCCUCCCCCACCUCCACCCCUGCCACCCAGCUCCACUGUGACCUCCAUCCCCUCCACCCCAGCCGGCCACCCUCCCCCUCCCCCACCUCCUCCACUCCCUCCUACACUGACUCCAGGCGGGACCCCCCCUCCUCCCCCAUGUCCCCCCCCUCCUCCUGGAGUCCCCCUCCCUCCCCCGGCACCUCCCCUUCCCGCCGGACUCUUCUGCCCUGCCGAGGAGCGUCCCGUCUCAGGACUGGCUGCCGCCCUCGCCGGAGCCAAACUGCGCAAAGUGCCAAGGAGUGACGAUGCAGGGGCUGCUCUGGCAGCAGCCAUGUUGGGGGCUGGAGGGGCCGCGGGGGCCAAAUCUGAAGCCAGAGGCAACGGCCUUCUGCCUGGAGGAGGGGGGCUUAUGGAGGAGAUGAGUGCCCUAUUGGCCAGAAGGAGAAGAAUUGCAGAGAAGGGCUCGUCACCUGAACCUGACCAGAGAUCAGAGGAGGGGGCCGAGAUCAACACAACCCCUAAAGUGUCAGCCUGUAGCACACCAGACAUGCCCAGGAAGCCAUGGGAAAGAACAAACACCAUGAAUGGUAGCAAAUCUCCAGUUAUUGGAAGACCUAAAUCCACUCCUACACCUACUGCAUCCUUAAGUGCCAACGGUGUGCCAACAGAAGCUGUUGACUAUGACAGAUUAAAACAGGACAUUCUGGAUGAGAUGAGGAAGGAGCUGUCAAAGCUAAAAGAAGAGCUCAUUGAUGCAAUCAGGGAGGAGCUGGGGAAGUCCAGCACGGCGUAGAGGAACCAAACUCCCUCUUCAAAACAUCGACAUCCACGUGACCCGACGGACAAAUCCCCGGCCAAUUUAAGACAUGACAGAACGGAAAAUAAAAUCAACAAACGGUGAUGAUGACAAUAAUCAUAUUAAUACUGAGAGAGGACAUUAUUGGAUAGAACAACAAUGGACAGGGUGGUGGUGGGAGGCUUGUAACUCUGAGAGCCUGCUGCCCCCGCCCCCUCCCACUGAGGGCAUCGCAUCCUGGAGGACAGUGUCUGAAACAGAAGCAAAUGUCUUUAUGCAAAGUAGAUUUCUCUCUCCUUGUCCUAUAACAACAAGAAAGAAAAAGAAACACAAAACAAUCUUGAACUCUUCUAUGAUUCUGUAUUAAUCAUUGGCGCAUAAGUGAACAGCAACGGUGAUGCUAAGAAUCAGAACUCUUGUGAUUUUAAAUGAAUGAAAAGGCACGUUUAAUUAAGAGAGUUUGGAGGCAGGAAGAAUGGGGGAUGGAAAAUAUCAACUUUUUUCCCAUAAUGCCAUAGGGGUAGGGUGCGUGCGUGCGUGUGAGUGUGUGUGUGUAUGGGGACUGACAGUCUCUGGUGAAGUCCACCACUGCAGGACACUGUAAAGCUUGUCUUCCUCAAAUACUAUUUUACCUGAAUAUGUACAAAGGAGAGAAAAAGUUAUUUAGAAAAAAGCAUCUAUCCACCAUGUCUGUUGCCGUGUAGAUCUACGGCCAUAUCAAGUAGCUCAAUAAUCCAAUCUUCUCUCGUCUGUGGAAUCAUAAUCACAAGUGCUGUUGUCUCCCGUCAUGUCUUGUCCAUGCUGUUGAAUGGCAGGUGGACGGACACGGAGGGCAGCUGCCAUUCACACGGCAGCCGUCCUAGCUCUCUACCAAACCUUCUCUGGCAACGCAAAGCGCUGAUUGGCUGAUACCUGUCAAGCUAGUUGACCAUGGUGACGUGACGUGUAGCUAGAACUGACUUUUCUUCCUGUACGUUUUGGUUUGAAGACUCUCUGGGUCUCUGUCAUAUUUAGGUACUCUGCAUGCAUGGUUGUUUUCUCUAAACGCUGAGGGUCACAAGUCUGCCACGGAAUGACAUUAGCAGUCACAAGUUUUAUAACAAGCAAUAAGUGUAGCAUCUAUUUGAAGGCCCACCUGUCCCAGUCCUAACACCACCAAACAUGUCUCCAUGUCUGUCUGUCCCCAUUGGACAAUGUUACUGUGGGACACCUCGCCACUUUUCGUCAACUUUAUCGCAGAUAUUCUGUGACCCUGAAGGCUGACAGGACACAAUACCAGAGCAACACUGUAAGACAUGAUUUCAUGGAAAAUCACCAUUUUUUUUGUCACAAUACUCUCCUUUUUGUUUUUGGUUCAUUUUCUAUAAAGUAUUCCAAGGA